Molecule: messenger RNA, 327 nt
Organism: Caenorhabditis briggsae
Lineage: Eukaryota; Metazoa; Nematoda; Chromadorea; Rhabditida; Rhabditidae
Gene: Cbr-tin-13
Product: Protein CBR-TIN-13
Exons: 2
Coding region: 1-327 (108 amino acids)
Source: RefSeq, a predicted model, not a curated record
AUGGAUCAAUUGCUCGAUGUGGAAACUCUGAAGAAUCUGUCGCCAGAACAGCAGGAGCAAGUCAUCAACGGAGUCAAACAGCAGGCAGCCCUUGCCAAUGCACAGAACCUUGUUACUGAUAUCUCGGAAAAGUGUACAAAUAAAUGCAUCACUGCACCAGGAAGCUCACUGGCUAGUGGUGAGAAGCAGUGUCUUCAACGAUGCAUGGAUCGUUUCAUGGAAUCGUGGAAUCUUGUCUCUCAAACUCUCCAGAAACGUCUUCAAGAUGAAAUGGCUUCAUCCGGAGGAAUGAGCGCCGGGUUUGGACAAGGACCAUCAUUCUCUUAA